Molecule: messenger RNA, 2585 nt
Organism: Calypte anna (Anna's hummingbird)
Lineage: Eukaryota; Metazoa; Chordata; Aves; Apodiformes; Trochilidae
Gene: SLC13A4
Product: solute carrier family 13 member 4
Exons: 16
Coding region: 660-2576 (638 amino acids)
Biological process (GO): monoatomic anion transmembrane transport
Cellular component (GO): membrane
Molecular function (GO): transmembrane transporter activity
Source: RefSeq, a predicted model, not a curated record
UAUGAAUUCCAAGCUCGGGACAAAAGUAGGGUAAAGGUAGCCAAAAAUACAGCAGAGAAACAAAACCUGGAGGAGCUACAGAUGGUUUAGUUUUUUUUAUUUUUAAGAAGGAAUACCUUGAGUUUGCUUAGGUGCACUGAACAAUAAACUGUUGGUUUUACUAAUUUUCCAGCAGAAAAGAAAACUGCAUUUCAGACAUUCAGAUCAUCAAACAGGAAGAAAAGAAACAGAGGGAAGCAUAUUUCUUCUGGCUUAUGACAACAAGAAUUACUGCUCUAGAAAAUGGAAGAAAAAACUCUCCAAAACAUGAGAAUAAGGAUGCAACACUGAUACACCUGUGAUUCUGAAUUUUUAAAAAAGUUUUCAAAAGAUCACUAUGCUCCAACUUGAGUACCUCUGCAUGCUAUGGUGUUAUAAUAAUUCAGAGGUGCUGGUGAGCCCUACAUAAACCAAAUGUCUUUUUAAUUGAAAAAUCUUUUCAAAACAACAGAUUGAAGAAUAAGUUUUAGGUGACUGGGUGGGGAUAGGAAAUAAAGCAGUGAGAGACACUUCACAGAAAUUCAGGCUCAGGUGAAGGAAACAGUGAAGUGGAAUUUGGAGUAUCUGAGGAACAGGACAAGAAACCCAAGAAGAAGAAAGCCUCCAGAAAGUAGAAAAAUAUGGCAAUAAUGAAGGAGAUUCUCCGAUCCAGAAAUCUCUUCCUUGUUGUUCUCAUCCCACUUCUUCUGCUACCUCUGCCACUCUUAUACCCCAGAAGUCAGGAAGCCUCGUGUGCCUACGUGCUGAUCGUGACAGCUGUAUUCUGGGUCUCUGAAGCAGUACCUCUUGGUGCAGCAGCCUUAGUUCCUGCUUUCCUAUACCCACUUUUUGGAGUCAUGAAAUCCAGCGAGGUGGCUGCUGAAUAUUUCAAGAACACAACUUUGCUCCUCAUGGGUGUGAUUUGUGUGGCAGCUUCUGUAGAAAAGUGGAACCUCCACAAGCGAAUCGCCCUGCGUAUGGUCAUGAUGGCUGGAGCAAAGCCAGGCAUGUUGCUGCUUUGCUUUAUGUGUUGCACCACGGUGCUCUCCAUGUGGCUUUCCAACACAUCCACCACAGCCAUGGUAAUGCCAAUUGUGGAGGCAGUGCUCAAGGAACUAGUGAAUGCUGAGGAGGAACAUGAGCUCACCAGUACUGCAGGCAGCACCGUUAUGGAAGAAAACGAGCCAAUAGGUCUCGGCGAAAAGCAUGGUCGACCUUCUCUGGAGCUUAUCUUCAUCAAUGAGGAUGCUACUACUACUGACUUCAGCUCCUUGAUGCACUCAAAGGUAUUGUCACAGAGUAUGAAUGGUGUGCACAUGAUAGCCAACCCUAUUGGAACAAUGAAUUCUAAGAGCAAUGGGCAGCACAUACCUCAGGCUCAGAUAUUGGUCCUGCCUCCUACACACUCAGAACUGGGCCUGAGCACAAAGUCUCAGUAUCAGACCAGACAUGACCACAUGGUUUGUAAAUGCCUCUCCCUGAGUAUCUCCUAUGCUGCAACCAUUGGAGGACUGACAACCAUCAUAGGGACCUCCACCAGCCUCAUAUUCUUAGAGCACUUCAACAACCACUACCCGGAUGCUGAAGUGUUGAAUUUUGGAACCUGGUUUUUGUUCAGUUUUCCCAUCUCCCUCAUCAUGUUGGUCCUGACCUGGCUCUGGAUGCAUUGGCUGUUCUUGGGUUGCAAUUUUAAAGAGACCUGUUCUGUGAGUAAGAAGAAGAAGACCAAACGGGAAGAAUUGUCAGAGAGAAGAAUUCAAGAAGAAUAUAAGAAACUUGGAAAUGUUAGCUAUCCUGAGAUGGUGACUGGGUUUUUCUUCAUUCUGAUGACCUUGCUUUGGUUUACUCGUGAGCCUGGCUUUGUACCAGGAUGGUCAUCUUUUUUUGAGAAGAAAGGUUACCGGACUGAUGCCACUGUCUCUGUAUUCCUUGGUUUUCUUCUUUUCCUCAUUCCAGCAAAAAAGCCAUGUUUUGGAAAAAGGGAAAAAGGAGAUGGUGAAAAGUCAACAGACACCAGCACACUGGAUCCCAUCAUUACCUGGAAGGACUUCCAGAAAACCAUGCCCUGGGAGAUUGUAGUGCUGGUUGGAGGGGGUUAUGCCUUAGCAGCUGGAUGCAAGACCUCUGGGCUCUCAACAUGGAUUGGACGCCAAAUGCUUUCCCUGAGCAGCCUUCCCUACUGGGCUGUGACUCUGCUGGCCUGCAUUUUGGUGUCCCUGGUAACAGAGUUUGUUAGUAAUCCAGCAACCAUAACCAUCUUUCUGCCUAUUUUAUGCAGCAUGUCAGAAACCCUGCUUAUCAACCCUUUAUACACCCUGAUUCCUGUCACCAUGUGUAUCUCAUUUGCUGUGAUGCUGCCAGUGGGGAAUCCUCCAAAUGCCAUUGUCUUCAGUUAUGGGCACUGCCAGAUUAAAGAUAUGGUAAAAGCUGGCUUGGGUGUAAACCUGAUUGGCCUGGCUGUUGUCAUGGUGGCAAUCAACACGUGGGGAAUCAGACUGUUCCAGCUGAAUACCUUUCCAGAAUGGGCAUCAGUCAGCAACAUCACCAGUCGAACAUAAUCUCCAAUG